GAGUUUGAGUGCGCUCCGGUGAAGGGCAGUGUCCAGUCGUGCCCAGGAGAUGGCGCUGCGGGCGUGUGGCUUCAUCAUCUUCAGGCGUCUUCCUCCUGAAAACAUUGAGUUCCUCCUUCUGCAAACGUCCUAUGGCGAGCACCACUGGACUCCCCCUAAAGGACACGUGGACCCGGGGGAGGAUGACCUGACCACAGCUCUGAGGGAGACCCAGGAGGAGGCGGGUUUGAGCCUGGAUCAUCUCUCUGUAGUCCAGGGCUUCCUCCACACGCUGCAUUACGAGGUGCGUGGCCGACCCAAAGAUGUGCUGUACUGGCUGGCAGAGCUCCGGGACCCCUGCACACCCAUCGCACUCUCCCAGGAGCACAGGGACUUCCGCUGGGCACGGCUGGAGGAGGCGUGUGCCCUGGCGGGGUACCAGGACCUCCAGGACACGCUGCGGGCGGCUCACCAGCAUCUGCUCAACAAGAGGGACUGAGAAUAUCUAUUAAUUUAUCAAUUUAGUCCUGGUUUAGUCUAGGUUUAGACCUGGAUUAGGGUCUGUUUAAUCUUGGCUUAGACCCCGGUUUAGUCCUGUUUUAGUUUUUUGUUUGGAACUGGUUUAGACCUGGUUUAGACCUGGUUUAGUCCUGGUUUAGUCUAGGUUUAGGCUUGUUUUGGACCUGGUUUAGAACAAGAAUAAGUGCCAUCAAGUCAAAAUGGCCACUUGAAUAGUCGCAACUCUCAAAUCACAAAGUCUUGUCAUCAGUGUGUCAGAUGCCCUCCCAGUGUGUGAUUAUUUCUGGCUGCGUUUAUCUGUGACUGAAUCUUGAUUUUUAAAAUGAAGUUGUGAUUUACUUGACUUGUGGGAUUGUGGGAUUGUGGGAUUGUGGGAUUUCGAUGUCAACUGAAAUCACUCUACAGUUGAGGACAUUUAAAAUUAAUUUGAUUUUUGUGUAAAUAACAAAUAAUUUAUUUCAGUAAUUAUUUAAUCAAUAGAAUUUGGGAGGGAACGUCAGAAAACCUACAUUAUUGUACAAAACUCUUAAAGAGUUGCAUUAGCCGAAACAACAUUAAAAAGUAGACAAAAGCAUGGUGGAAUAACCUGAUAAACCGCUGGGUCACUGCUGGUAACUACAUCUGCCACUCUAUAGUGUGUUAUAAAACAUUUGAAUGAACAUUAAGGCUAGUAUUUAGCAUCCUCAAAUCUCCAGUGGUUUAACAUUAGCGUCACUGAACAUUGUAUGAGGUGUGACAUCUCAAUCCCGAAGUCUAUACAAAAAAUGUAAAGUGCAUCUGACAGGUUCAUAUAUUGCAAUCAAUCAAGCUUUAUUUCUAUUUUUUUGAUUAUGACUUGGUUUGGUGGGUAGUACCUGUGCUAACUAUUUAUCAGAGUUUUACAUUAGUUAAGUGGCGGUUUGUGAAGAAAAGUACAAAAAUACAGGAAGUAUCUGUAAGCUAUAAAACAGAAUCCCUCUGACUAUGCCAUCCACACAGAAAAUUCCAUCCAAAAUACAGAUGAUGAAGAUCCACCAGGAAGACAUUUUUCUGAUGCCUGUGUAAUCCCUCAGUCACCCCGAUGUGAUCCAUAGUAUAUAAGGCAGAUAGAUAUAAGGCAGUGUCCAGCAGUAAUGUGACCAGAACUGAAGAAGCAGCUCAGAUGAGCAGCCAAACAUCUUCACUCCUACAACUUUUUGUGUAGUUAACAGAUUAAAAUAUUUCUUUUAAUAUUUUUGUGACACAUUAAACCUUCAUUUAACU
This is a messenger RNA of Periophthalmus magnuspinnatus, 1740 nucleotides long. RefSeq names its product nudix (nucleoside diphosphate linked moiety X)-type motif 2 (gene nudt2). The coding region runs from base 50 to 478 and encodes 142 amino acids. Lineage: Eukaryota; Metazoa; Chordata; Actinopteri; Gobiiformes; Gobiidae. The transcript has 3 exons. The record is from RefSeq and is a predicted model, not a curated record. Gene Ontology annotation, biological process: AMP biosynthetic process; ATP biosynthetic process. Gene Ontology annotation, molecular function: bis(5'-nucleosyl)-tetraphosphatase (asymmetrical) activity.